CCCGCAGUGUUUGGCGGCCCCGCCCGCCCCCUUUCGCCGCGCAGAGAGCCGGCCGCGUGCGCCCUGCUCCGCCGCGCCAGCAUGUCCGCGCUGAGCUCCGCCCGCCGCCUGCUCCUGCUGCGCCCGCCGCGGCUCGCCUGCCCGCGGGCUGUCUGGAGCCGGGGCUGCAGCAGCGCCAGCCCGCCCAACCCGCUAGUCUACCUGGACGUGGGAGCCGACAACCAGCCCCUGGGGCGCGUCGUGUUGGAGCUAAAAGCUGAUGUGGUUCCAAAGACCGCUGAAAAUUUCAGAGCUCUUUGUACCGGUGAAAAGGGUUUCGGGUAUAAAGGAUCCACCUUUCACAGAGUGAUUCCUUUAUUUAUGUGCCAGGCUGGGGACUUUACCAACCACAAUGGCACGGGAGGAAAAUCCAUUUAUGGCAGUCGAUUUCCAGAUGAAAAUUUCAUACUUAAGCACGUUGGACCUGGUAUACUCUCAAUGGCCAAUGCAGGACCCAAUACAAAUGGGUCUCAGUUCUUUAUUUGCACUGCCAAAACUGACUGGCUAGAUGGAAAACAUGUUGUGUUUGGCUACGUAAAGGAAGGAAUGGAAGUUGUGAAAAAAAUCGAGAGCUUUGGUUCCAAGAAUGGAAAGACAUCCAAAAAGAUUGUCAUUACUGACUGUGGUCAGCUGUCAUAACCCACUGCCUGUAACUCAGGAGAACUUAGGUGCUGUGAAAAAGAAAAAUGAGGAGGAAGCAUGUCUGAUUUCACUUUUAGCGUUGUUAAUUGCUGAUGUGAAAAUAUAUUUAUGUCUGUUCAAGAUAAUUCAUUGAAGAUGCUAUGAUCAGGGACAGUAGAAAUGUGAGGAAUUCUAGUUAAAAAUCUCCAUCUUAUUGUGGGUAGGGUCUAGAGUCCACGUUUUCUAUCUAACUUGGCUCUACUUUUACAUUGUUGUAUAAUAUUAUUUACUCACAACAAUGAGAAUAUUCUUAAAAUAUGUAUUAGCGUGUUAAACUGAACUACCAAAAUAGAGGCUUUCAGGCCAAGCUUGAUCGAGAACCCCAUAGUAUCCUGCAAGCUGAAGUGCAGUCAUUCAACACUGUAUUGGGCAGCAAUAUGAAUAUUAAUUUUGUCAUAAAUUACAAGGAACAUUGUGAGCCUUAUCAGAAUAUUUGAAAGAUUAUCCUGUUGUCGACUUGGCUAGUCAGAGUUUGCACCCUUCUCUAUUUCAAAUGAAUGUAAAGUUAGUGUUUGACAAAUCCAUCCAGGUUCAGUGAAUAAAUUCAUUAGCUGGAUGUUUCAGGCAGUAGGAUCAACAGUGAAGUAAUUAAGGAUGUUGCAUUUAAACUUUUGUAAUUGGGGUUAAAAUGCUUCAUUAAGAUGAAAUAAAGAAUGCUGCAUUUCCUUUGGUGCUAUGUUUCAUUCCUGUCUGGUUGCGGACUUGAAGUUGUACUGAUAAAGCAAAUUAGUUAAUGCUCUCAAGGCUAUCUCUGCAACCAGAAGGACUAGAAUCUUCUUUCUGCAAAAGAUGACAAAACUUACAGUGCAACUUAAAUCGAUGGAUUUCUAUUGUCUUGGACCAUUGCUAAUUCUUUAACAGAGGGGGGAAACUAAGACUAAGGCUUGGUCUACACUGGGAGCGGGGAUCGACCUGAGAUACGUUGACUCCAGCUACGCUAUUCUCAUAGCUGAAGUUGCGUAUCUUAGGUUGACUUACCUCGCGUCCUCACGGUUGACUGCCGCCGCUCCCCCGUCGACUCCGCUUCUGCCUCUUGCCACAGUGGAGUACAGGAGUCGACGGCAGAGCGAUCGGGGAUCAAUCACUACCCGCCAAUCCGGCGGGUAGUGUAGACGUACCCACAAAGUAUCUUGUAUCUAAAUGAAUUGAUCAAAUUAACUUUUUGCUUUACAUUAUAUUAAACUGGGUUGGUGGGCAUGCUACCACAGCUCCAGUCAUUUACUUGAUAGAGUCAAGAGAUAACCAGAACUGAUCAAGUGACCUUCUUUGUAAUGCAACUGCUAACUAACCGGCAGUGCAGCUCUACUCUGAAACCUGACUAGGUAAAAAUAGCAGCAGAUCCAUUUUCUGUGUGUAUUCAGAAUGCUAUCCCAAAUGACAAAUAAGUUUUACUGCUUUUUGUUUCUGUUAGCCCGUCAGAGCCAAUUUAUCUUGGGGAUUAGCUGGAUUCCAUUUCUUCUGGUGCAUCAUCAACAGAAUUACUAAUUUAAAAUUGGUUACUUCAGUGAGAGGGAAGGAAUCCAGAUGGUCUGAUGGGAGUCCAUCAAGAGUUUUCAGGGCUGGCAGUUAGAAAAUACAUCUUUUCACUCGUAAACUGUGUACAUCUGAUAGGGAAGCAUUGAGAAAUAAUGGUAAUAAAACCUUACAAUGACAUUUCUAGAGUCACUUAAGCUGCUAAAUAUAUAUAUAUUUAUAUACAAGUGGUGGAGGAAGUGUCUUGGUGGCUGGUACAGUAAUUAUUCAGGAAAUAAAAAUAAAAUGUGAAGGCUCUUUCCAAAUGUGAGUUAAUGUCCAUCAUAUAGAACAACAGUAUGCAAGUUUAAAAUGCAUCAUGCACUAGAUGGAUGUCUUUUUAGCUAAUUGAAGAUUACAUACAUUUGUGUAUGUGUGUGAUGGAAUUUCAAGUAUAAUUUCACAGAAAAUAGGACUGAACCGCUUUUUAUUAUAGUUCCACUAUUGAUUUCUUUUGAAAUAUUUAAAAAAUAUUUUAGCUAAUGUUGAAUGUUGAUAUAAAAUAUUUUAUAUGUUCCCUUCAUUUGUGUGUGGAAAAUCAUUAAAUACAUUUUUUGGUUAAAAAAGAA
Caretta caretta (loggerhead turtle) is the source of this 2801-nucleotide messenger RNA. RefSeq names its product peptidylprolyl isomerase F (gene PPIF). Gene Ontology annotation, molecular function: cyclosporin A binding; peptidyl-prolyl cis-trans isomerase activity. The record is from RefSeq and is a predicted model, not a curated record. Gene Ontology annotation, cellular component: cytoplasm. Gene Ontology annotation, biological process: protein peptidyl-prolyl isomerization; protein folding. Lineage: Eukaryota; Metazoa; Chordata; Testudines; Cheloniidae.